Molecule: messenger RNA, 921 nt
Organism: Clavispora lusitaniae ATCC 42720
Lineage: Eukaryota; Fungi; Ascomycota; Pichiomycetes; Serinales; Metschnikowiaceae
Gene: CDA2
Product: chitin deacetylase
Biological process (GO): carbohydrate metabolic process; ascospore wall assembly
Cellular component (GO): prospore membrane
Molecular function (GO): chitin deacetylase activity
Source: RefSeq, a predicted model, not a curated record
AUGCUCCUUCUUCUUUUCCUCUGGGGCUUUGCUUCGGCACUUCCUGCCCUAGGUUUUUCCCACGCCCCGCCUCUUCUGCCAACUUUUGUAGCCUAUAACACACUCCCUUUCCCGCGCUGGCUUAGCGACUUUACUGGUCUCCAUCUGUGGCCAGACAUAGAUCCGCCAUACAUUCCCCUUGAUUUCAUCACUUUUGAUGAGAGUUCUACUCUGUUGGCACAAAUCCAUUUGCAAGGAAAUUGCCUGGACUCGCAUAACAGGAAUAGUGUUUGUUCUUUCGACUGCUUCAAUUGUGUAUCAAGCGACGACGUGUAUACAUGCCCUGUUCUUAGCCAAACGUUUGACGAUGGGCCUUCUUUAGCUACUCCCAAGCUCGUCAAGGCGCUUCGCAGCCGCUCAACCUUUUUCACAAUAGGCCUAAAUGUUGUGCGAUAUCCGGAGAUCUACAGGGCGACAGCCAGAGCCGGGCAUAUUAUGGGCUCGCACACUUGGCUGCACAAGUUCUUGCCGCUGCUUCUGAAUGAGGAAGUUGUAGCUCAAAUACAGUGGUCCGUCUGGGCCAUGAAUGCAACCUACGGCCACAUUCCCAAAUGGUUUCGUCCUCCGUAUGGUGGGAUUGAUAACCGGAUCCGUGGCAUUCUCCGCCAGUUCGGAAUGCAGGCUGUACUUUGGGACUUUGACACAGUCGAUUGGCGUCUUGAAGCUGGACUGGCUCCUCAGGAGGCCAUGAUAUAUUCUGGAGUAAAUGAGUUUCAGAAAUUGAGAGGAAACCGCGGCUUGAUUUUGGAACACGAUGGCACAGACACCACAGUCAAUGUGGGGAUAAACUUGCACAAGCAGCUCGGGCCGGUUCAAUUGUCGGUGCCUGAGUGUGUAGGUGGUAUAGACUACAUCAAGAAGUUUAUAGAUCCAAGCAAAUAA